Molecule: messenger RNA, 2224 nt
Organism: Folsomia candida
Lineage: Eukaryota; Metazoa; Arthropoda; Collembola; Entomobryomorpha; Isotomidae
Product: homeobox even-skipped homolog protein 2-like
Exons: 5
Coding region: 74-2110 (678 amino acids)
Biological process (GO): regulation of transcription by RNA polymerase II
Cellular component (GO): nucleus
Molecular function (GO): DNA-binding transcription factor activity, RNA polymerase II-specific; sequence-specific double-stranded DNA binding
Source: RefSeq, a predicted model, not a curated record
ACAUCCAGCCAAAUAACCAUACUACCUCUCAAUUCCAGUCUACCCGUCUCAAUUUCCCCACAAAUCAAACAGUAUGGAAAAACUGACAGAAUUCGUCACCAAUUCGUUCUCUGAGACGAGAGAGAUUAAAUUUUUUGGUAAAAGUUCCCCAAAAACGGAGCCCCUCUCCCCCCUCCCCCUCCAACCCAGUCAAAGCCACAGUGUCAACAAUUGUCAUCAUCGUCAUCGGAAUGACAGCAGCGAUUCGUCACAUUCGGACGAUGACGAUGACAACGACCUCAGUCCGAGACCGGAUUUGGACACGGUGAUGACGACGACGUCAAGGUCAGCACAAAAUGACGACGACGAUUCGUUCAAUAACAAUGAAGAAAUUAAGAACAAAAAUAAAUCUGACAAAAUUCCCAAAGUUCCCGAACCACUGGUGAAAAGAGAAAGCAAAAAACUCUCUGGAACUCUCAGCAAACAUCAAAAGAUUAAGUACAAGCCGUAUCAUCAUCAUCAUAACGACCAUCAUGCCAACUUUAUUCGUCGCAUUUUACCCCAAGAUUCUGAAGGGGACGAAGGGAGGUCGUCAAGGUCAAGGUCAAAGUCUCCCCAGGGGGCAGGGGGCGGGGAAUUGGAGGAGAUUGACCCCGGGGAAGAGGAAAUUGUUCCAAUUUCUCAGGUCACGUCGCCCCACGUGGCGUCCCCACCACGUGACAUGUCACCCCCCGAGGAAAAUAACGUCUUAAUUAAAUCACACCUUAAACUACAACCUCGUGACGAAGAUGAUGAUGAACAACGUGACGAAAAAUCGUCCCCUUCACCACCACGAAAUUUGAUUAAGAGCGAUUUAAAACCUCCCGAGAUGAAAUUUCCAUUUCAAAAUUUCCAAAAUUCUACCGAGGUUAGUCCAGCCGUGUCGAAUUCUUCGGAAAUUUCGCAACAUUCCCAAACCAAGAAACUUAGCGAGGAGGAAUUGUCCCCCGAAAAUCAUCAUCAUCACCACCAUCACCGGAAAAUUGGGGCACUUUUCACCCCACAUUCCCUUCUAAGUUCGUCGUCACCUCCGAAUAGUGGACAUCAUCAAUCGUCCCCCAGUGGGGGUGGGGGUGGACAUAAUAAUCAUCAUCAUCACACCCACAACAACAAUAACCACCACCACAGCCACCAUCACCACUCCGCUUCCGGGGGGCUGGGGGGUGGUGGAAAACCCAGCAAACAGCGGAGAAGCAGGACUAACUUCACGUUGGAACAGCUCAACGAGUUGGAGAGGCUUUUCGAUGAGACACAUUACCCGGACGCCUUCAUGAGGGAAGAGUUAAGUCAACGCCUGGGAUUAAGUGAGGCUCGCGUCCAGGUAUGGUUUCAAAAUCGUCGCGCAAAGUGUCGCAAACACGAGAGCCAGAUUCAAAAAGGGAUAAUGCCCGUGUCCAUUGGGGGCAACUCGUUGGGCGAUUUGCACUGUCGCGGAACCCCAUUUUCCCACCUGCCCCCGCCCCCACUCUCACCAUCGGCCCUGCUUCAAACGUCCUCCUCCUCGUCGCGACGAUCCGCCAGUCCGCACAACCACGUGACGAUGCCAUCCUCGUCGUCCUCAUCAAGCGCGGCGCCCGUGUCGUCAUCGGCCUCGGUGGCGACCUCGAUCGCGAACAGUGUCGCGAUGUCGCUCUCCGGGCUGAAUUCGGUGUCCAUGUCGAGUUGUCUCAAUAUGAGCAGCGCCGCCGCCGCGGUCAGUUUGGCGAGCUCGUUGCGCCUCAAUCCGUACGAUCCGUACGAUUUGAGGCCGCUAACGCUUCCUUCACCGUUGGAUACGGCGUUCAUCAAUGCGGCGCAGCAGUAUGCCGCUGCCGCUGCUGCAUUAUCGUCAUCAUCCGCUGGGGGUGUGACCUCGGGGGGCGGUGGGCCCCCAUCGUCCCUGCUCCUCUACCCCCCUCCAUACCCCUCGCUCGCACUUUCACUCGCGUCCAGCUGUCUCUCCUCGGCCGCCGCGGCUGCCUCCAUCGGCGCCGGAGGGGGAGGAAGUCCCCUCGUGGAGAGAAUUUCCUCCAAAAACACCUCCAUCGCGGACCUCCGCUUGAAAGCGAGGCGACACGCGGAAGCUUUAGGCCUCUUGGAAAAACAUUUGUAAAAAGUGGAAAAAUUUAAUAGUUAACUCGGUGACUCAUUGUAAAAAUCAGGACAUUUGUAAUCAUUUUUCCCCUCUGGGAAUUUAUUUUAAAAUUCUGACCGACAAAUUUGUAGA